Etheostoma cragini (Arkansas darter) is the source of this 691-nucleotide messenger RNA. RefSeq names its product gonadotropin-releasing hormone 3 (gene gnrh3). The transcript has 3 exons. Lineage: Eukaryota; Metazoa; Chordata; Actinopteri; Perciformes; Percidae. Gene Ontology annotation, cellular component: extracellular region. Gene Ontology annotation, biological process: multicellular organism development. The record is from RefSeq and is a predicted model, not a curated record. The coding region runs from base 303 to 671 and encodes 122 amino acids. Gene Ontology annotation, molecular function: hormone activity.
UAUAUUUCAUGCAGUUUGAGCCCUCAUGGUGAUGCCAGCAUAUCCGAGCACUUAGCCAGCUCCAUUAGUCGUAUUUUGUGUUCCAUUAGUCAGUAAAUGUGUCACACCUGCAGAGAGGGGAUUAUAAUCCUGACAGCAGUCUUCUAGAACAUCUAUAAAAAUCCCCUUCUGGCUAAUGCACCACAUACAAACAAGGCAAAUACAGAGGUGAGUAUGUCCUCAAUGAAGUUUGUUCAAUGUCCAUUAAGUUAGAAUUGCUCCUCUCAUUACCUAUUGUCUAAAAUGCUUGCUAAUGUUGGGCGAUGCUUGAUAACCUUUGGUCUGUGAGUGGUGGAGCUGGAAGAGAAGAGACUGUGACAUUAUUGUUUUUACUACAAAUUGCUUCCUUUGCAGCUCUAAUGGAAGCAAGCAGCAGAGUGAUGGUGCAGGUGUUGGUGUUGGCGUUGGUGUUCCAGGUCACCCUGUCUCAGCACUGGUCCUAUGGAUGGUUACCAGGGGGGAAAAGAAGUGUGGGGGAGUUAGAGGCAACUAUCAGGAUGAUGGGUACAGGAGGAAUGGUGUCUCUUCCCGAAGAGGCAAGUGCCCAGACCCAAGAGAGGCCGAGACCAUACAAUGUGAUCAAUGAUGAUUACAGUCAUUCUGACCGAAAGAGAAGGUUCCCUGAUAAUUGAAGAGCUACAAAAAAGAAAGA